Messenger RNA from Aspergillus caelatus, 1116 nucleotides. RefSeq lists its product as uncharacterized. The transcript is spliced from 2 exons. The record is from RefSeq and is a predicted model, not a curated record. Bases 1 to 978 code for a protein of 325 amino acids. Lineage: Eukaryota; Fungi; Ascomycota; Eurotiomycetes; Eurotiales; Aspergillaceae.
AUGCCUCGAGAGAAACGUUCAAGAAGACUUAAUCAGACUCUUUCUGAUGCUGAUAAUGAAAUUGCCAUACACAGCGACGAAAGGUCCACAGCUUUGCUAGCAACAACGCUUAAUAUCGCUUCAGAGUCCGAGAUGAAGACAGGUGCCAAAAGAGCCUUGGCUGAGUGCCUUGAAACAGAUGAGCUAUACUCUGAGGUGGUGCACGAUAACAUGUGGACCGGAAACAGUGCGAGUUUGAGUAUCGCCCGUGAGAAUGCCACAUUGCCCAUGUUACAGACUAAAUUGGAAUCGACAUUGGCCAAACUUCAAAAGCACGAGGAUACCCUUAGAAAGCACGAUGAUACCCUUAGAAAGCACGAGGAUGCCUUUAGAAGGCACGAGGACGCUCGUAGAAAGUACGAGGACACUAAUCGAGCACAAGAACGGAAGAUUUCCGACCUCCAUCACACGAUCAAUAAGAUCGGACAACAGAACAACGCACAAUAUGUUGUUGGAUUUUCUCAGAUCAGGAGUCGAUUUCUUUCUACAUUUAAGAGAGAUAUUCUGAAGGAGCCGUCUAGCGAAGAUAGGAUGCUUAUCGGACAAGGAAAUAUAGUCGCGCAUGAGGGGAACUUUCGAGGAGAUGCUAAGUUAUAUAAUCCUGAGGGUUUUAUUACAGAGGACGGCGAGCAAAUUUCUCCCCGUAAUGAUCGUCAUGUCUUUAAGCAGCUCUAUGGAGUCGAUCCUUCCCUUGCUGCGAUAAUAGACUAUACACCGACUGUUCUUGUACUAGACAGACAUGCAACAAUUAUUUCUUCGCUUAAGUUUCAAACAACCGACAAUUUCAAUGAGAGAUUCAAGAUAUUUAUACUCUCUUUGGAGGCAUCCAACUAUGCUUCUGACUAUCUCGAUUCAUAUUCACCACGGCUCGAAGGGCUUCGGUGUGCAUAUCGAGCUUUUUGGGAUGCUGUAUGCACGGAAGUAUCACGUCGAGUGUAAACAGGAAUCCGAUAUAUCAGGCUGUGACAGGAAACAUGGCUCUAUUUGUAUAGUAGGAGGCUGAUUGGACACGCGCUGCUUGCUACCUUCUUAUUGUCAGGAUCUCCCCUAUAAACGUGAGGAUGAUCAGAAAGAAAC